Molecule: messenger RNA, 1743 nt
Organism: Prorocentrum cordatum
Lineage: Eukaryota; Dinophyceae; Prorocentrales; Prorocentraceae
Source: the annotation of a GenBank genome assembly
AUGCCGGCCGCUGCGCCGUCGAGCGAGCAGAUCGACGCCUUCUUCCAGAUGCUCGAACAGGCAGCGCCCUUCCCAGAGGCCGAGCUCGCCGCCCUCGCGCCACCAGCCGUCGUCGAGAAGUGGAAGAGCAUCGGGGCAACGCAGAGCGCCCCCUGGAUAUGGGCCACGGUGCGUGAGCUCUCCCUCGUGAGCUUCCUGGCGCCCAACGCUCGCUUCACUCCGUUGGCGAGCUUCUUCGCGUUCUCGCUGAGCUGGAUGUUAUUGCUGCGCCCCGGCGCGCGCCGCACGCCCAACCUCUGGCUGCACCACUACCUGCGCUUGCAAGCGUUGCCGAAUCCAGCGGCCAAGGCAGCGCUGAAGGAACGCUUGCAGAAGCUGCGCGACGUCUCCUUCCGGGUUGGCACCGGCCCGUUGGAGGGCAUCGGCUUGAAAAUGUAUUCCGACGCGUGCUGCGCGGCUGCCGGCAGCUUCCUCGCGGAGGGCUCGCAGUUCCUGCAAUGGCUUCAGCAGGAACUCGGACUCAACAAAGCCAUUGCGACGCAGCUCUGGGAGCGCAUGGCGUGGCAGCGCGAUGUUGUGAACGCGACGCGCUCCUUCGAGAUGACCCACCCGUUCCUGGGAGUGCUCGGAGCGAUUCAUGUAGAGGACGUUUGGCACUUGUUCUCCCAGCCUGACCCGCUCGGCGCGCGCGGGCGCAUCGGCUUCGCAUACACCCGCCCCAGCAUGAAAAGGGCACGUGAGAUCCACGAUGCAAACGCUGAGCUCCAGAACGAGAAAGGCACCGACAAAUUGGAGGAGCGCAUCGUGAACAAGUUCUUCGCCGUCUACAAGGCCCGCGCCAUCGAGCACGUCGGCGAGGGCUCUUUCACGCAUCAUUUGGGCUACCCAUUCCGGAACAACGACUUCCCCAGCACGGGCGGCGGUCAGGCUGAGACCGGGUUCUUCGACGUGUUCGACGCGCACGCGCAGCAGCAAGAGGACGCGCACCUGGUGCAGCACGAGGAGGCGAAGAAGCACGGGAAGCUGAAGGGCCUGCACCUGCGCCACGCCCUCAACUGGGCCAACGCGAUGAAUGCUCGGGGGGACGUGGCGUCCGACGCGUGGAACACAGCCAUCGACCUCAACGCGCUCAAGGCAGCCCAGUUGAUCGGGGAUUUCUCCGAGAAGCUUGCCGACGAGAUGUCCAACGUGGCGCGCGAUGCCCCAGCCGGUGGGGGGGGCUCGGUCCCGGGCCGCGGGCAUGCCGAAAAGAUCCGCGUCACUUUAUCGCUCUCGCUGUCCGCGCUGCGCCGGGAGAUCCCCGUGGGCCAGCGCGCCUUCACCAAGGCCCUUGUCAUCGCCAUGCUGAAGAUGCAGACUAUCUGGCUAGAGUCGACGAACCUGAAGGCGCACAGCGAGAUCCGUGAUAACUUGCCCGCCGCCAGCAAUGACGAGAAGUUAACCGCCGUCUGGCGGUGCAUGGCGCUCGUGAAAGCGCUGCAGCUCGGGCGCGCCGCCAUGUCCACGAACCCGCACGGCGCCAAGAAGAUGCACCUCGUGAAGCGCUCCGUCAUCGCCUCCGACGCGCACCGCCAGGAAUUCGAGGCCGCGCUGAACGCUUUGGGUAUGGAGCCCGGCCAGUACGCCGCGCCGACGGCGGAGGUCGCGGACGCGAGCCGCCCGCAGACGGCCCCCGCUCUGGUGCGCAGCGCUUGGGCCUCGGAGGCAGCGCAGGAGGCGGUGACCACUCUCCAGCAGUGGUAG